Messenger RNA from Cucurbita pepo subsp. pepo (vegetable marrow), 800 nucleotides. Its product is annotated as EPIDERMAL PATTERNING FACTOR-like protein 2. NCBI's taxonomy places the organism in Eukaryota, Viridiplantae, Streptophyta, Magnoliopsida, Cucurbitales, Cucurbitaceae. Gene Ontology annotation, biological process: stomatal complex development; guard cell differentiation. The record is from RefSeq and is a predicted model, not a curated record.
UAUGGCGUGAUAAGGUGGGAGUGUUCAGAACAAAAUCAGAACGAACUCACAAGAAAACCCAAAUUCCAAAAGUUCAAUUAAAAACCAGAAAUGAAAGAGAAAGAGAAAAUAAAAGGGAAACGAAAACGAAAUCCCACUCGUACACAGCUGCCAUUGCGCUGCUCACAUCUGCUAAUUUGUUCUGUUUAACUCUGUUUUUUAGGCUCUUCUUUCGAGUUCUGAGGAGCUCUGCAAUUUUCGAACGAAAAGAAAAAUGGGGUGUGAGUGCAACAACAAUGGCGUCAUUGGCCGCAGUAGAAUCUUGUGUGCGACUCUUUCUUUUCUCUUUUUUCUGAUUUUGGCAUCGACCCAGAUGAGAUUCAUGGCUGAAGGCAGAUCUAUUCCAAAGAGUGGCAAGACAGUGAGUGAAGAUAAAGUGGUAUUACGAGGACAAAUUGGGUCAAGGCCUCCAAAAUGUGAGAGAAGAUGCAGCUGGUGUGCACACUGUGAGGCCAUUCAAGUUCCUGCAAACCCACAAAAGUCUUCAACAAUGAAGAACAUAGCUUAUGCUAGAGAUGAAGCCUCAAAUUACAAACCCAUGAGCUGGAAAUGCAAAUGUGGGAGCUUAAUCUUCAACCCUUAAGUAGAUGAUCAUCAUCAACUCUGUAAAUUAGUGAUUAUAUGAUUGUUUCUUUCACUAAACACUCUCGAGAUGUCUCUCUCUUUUGUUCUGACACUCUUGAGGGUUGAAAGCAGGCAUUUGAUGAAGAGAAUUAUGAACUGGGUUUCUUUUCUAACAUGCAACUACUUCGGAUUCCUUC